AUGAGCAAUAAGAUGGCGACUCAAGCAAUGAAUCUAGAUUUAAUUCCUGUUGAUGAAAUCAAUUCACCAAACGAAGCAUCUAUCAAAAACGACAUUCCCAUGGUUGUUUCCGACGAUGAAGAAGUUGCUGGAGAUGGCGGAAUCUAUGAUGAAUCCGCUCUCGAUGAUUGCAGUUCCGUAUUGGAAUCGGAUAGCGAAUGGGGAGCGGAUGAUGGUGAUCAUAACGAUGGAGGCGUAGUAAAGGACGAUGGCGAAGAUGUCCAAGACAAGAAGGAAAGCGCGUUAUCUGCGGCCAAUUUGGAAGACUGGCUCUUUUCAUCUUCAUCACCAAAAGCAGAAGAUGUGGUUUCGGAAGAUGAUGUUGAUAUGGACUUUGAUGACGCGGAUAAUGGCGAGUUGGACAACCAAAAUGGUGUUGAAGCCUCGCCAGACGAUGAGAUUCCUGUCAACUCGAACGCCGCCACCAGCGACAAAUUGAACGAGUCAGUCGAAGAUGCACUCAGUCUGAUCAAGACAAUUGAUGCUGAGAAAGUGAAGCAGCAACAAUCGCAAUCGCAAUUGCAAGACAUGCCAUCUGACAAGGACAAGGGAUUCUUUGAACCAGGUGUCCCUCAACUAGCUGCAGCCGAACGCAAGAUGCACGAAACUAGGACCUCCAAAGAAUUGGAGUUGGAAGCACUGCGCAACCGAGGUCUGGCAGGACGCAAUUCUCGUCAGCUCAAGAAAACGAUCAACAAGAAUCUCCAAAUUCAAAUUGAUGACGCCCACCGAAAUGGAAAUAUGGAGUGGAGAAAGAUUGGAGGUGGUGACGAUAGUCAAGAUGAAAUCGAAAUUGGGACCAUGACGACUGGUACCGCCACCAGUCCUCAACUAGCACAACAAGCUACGUCACCGGCAGUGGUCACAAGUCCCACUAUGGCCUACGAACAAUUAGCCAUGGAGCAGCAAAAGGAACGAGACCGUGCAAAGAAGCUGGAACAGGAAACCAUGAUUCAGAAUCAACUACAUCCCGAGUCCCAACGCAAGGCUGAACAAAAGCUAUUGGAAAUGGAUUUUGUCUUUGGAUUGCUGGUAGGCAAAAAUGACCCACCACCCGAGAUUAAAGCAGCCACCAAGGCAGCGGCCAAGAUUGUUCCAAACAUGCUGACCUCCAAGAAGACAAUUUACUACGAUCCAAGAUAUCCACCUAAGGUGGCCUUUAUUGAACUCGAUGAAGCCUACGAUGCCAAGGUUGCAGCACAAAAAGCUACAGAAGCUUUGGGUCCCAAGGCCAAAGGAAAAGUAAUUGCGCUCCAAAAACGAUACAUGGUUCGUGGCAGGGUUCCCGUCCUACCACGUAAACGAAGCAACAAGAGCAGGUCAUCAGAUCCAAAGAGCCCCAACGGAGGAAUGACGGCAAAUGCCACCAUUUCGACGCAACCGUUGACACCAUUGACAGCCACAGGAUCGGCAUCCAAUUCGGUGUGUUCUGGCGGUGAUCCAGCAACAAUGAAGGAAACUCUUGCAAUGCCAACCAUGGAACAAGUAGCCAGUCCCGUCGCUGCUGAAGAUGUCACAACGAGCGCCAAUAUCAAUAAGAAGGAAGAUACUGUUGCUGAUGCUGAUGAUGGGCUACAACCAACAAUGAGCGAAGAAGCCGAAAUGGCCGGUGUUUUGGAAGGUCCCAUGAACACUUCGGCCGAUGAACUCAUGGUGGACAAUAUGAGCGAACGCGGUGGACCAUCGGAAGAGUUCGUGGUGGCGGCCAAGGAAGUCGCUUCUCCCAAGUCACCAAAGCCAAAUUUGGUGGUCAACACUCGAUCUUCCAGUACUGACAUUAGGAGCAUUCGAAUGUCCAAGGAUGCUGAAUUGGAAGCUAUUCGACAACGCCGAGUGGCCAAGGAAAAGAACUUGGGCUUUGCUCAAUUGGAAGCCCAAAGUGCAUCGAGCAAGGCUGCCUACGAAGCCGAACAGCAAGAUUUGCUCCAACGCAAGUCGGGCGCUUCGGAAUUUCAAUUUUCGGCGGGACGGAUUGUCAACCCACUCGAUCAACUCUACUUGCAACAAAACAAGCAGAAUCGUAGCUAUCGAGAGAUUCAGCAAAAGACUCGCGAAGAAUAUCAUCGGGUUUCUCCCUCUGCUGCUGCUGCUGCUGCUGGGGAAGGUCAAUGA
Messenger RNA from Cylindrotheca closterium, 2151 nucleotides. NCBI's taxonomy places the organism in Eukaryota, Bacillariophyta, Bacillariophyceae, Bacillariales, Bacillariaceae. The record is from the annotation of a GenBank genome assembly.